AUGGAAAUGUGUGAGCGGAAUCCUUUAAAUCCCGGUUAUGUUGGUUCUCUGUUGAAUUUUGCGUCCCCCGAGUCGCUGUAUUUCUCCAACUUGCGGGGUAAUGGAGCCCACAUACCCGGGCUGCAUCAGAUCCCUUACAAUAGGAGAGAGGUGUGCACGCUCCCGUGGACUUCCUCAAGUUCGUGCACGUCUGGACCUCCAGCACCACCUCAGAGCCGCGCCUUUGGCGGCUACUGUCCGCCGUUUCUGUCCAACUCGGUGUCUAUAAAUUCUAACUCCUCUGGUGGCCACGUCAAGGCGCAUUUGGAGGAGUCGGCUCGGUGCUUCCAGAACACAAACCACAAGACACCGGAGUCUACCAGACAAGAUGAAGUUUACGCUGGGGAGCACGGGGCCGCCAGUGACCGCGGCUACUCAGAUCUGGAAAGCCGGUCUCUCAGUUCUGCGGCCCAGCUUGAUCCGAAUUCAGCAGGUCCACUAAAUGUGAACAGCACCAAACAGGAGCUGAAUCCCGUUCACCCAUCGUCAGGUCACACAUGCUCCAGGACGACUUUUACAGAAGGUGCCCCAUGGUGCUCAUCACAAGUGAAAACUAGAAAGAAGAGAAAGCCUUACUCGAAACCUCAGCUGGCCGAACUUGAGAAUGAAUUUAUGAUGAACGAAUUCAUCAACAGACAGAAACGAAAGGAACUGUCGGGCAGACUGGACCUGAGCGACCAACAAGUAAAGAUAUGGUUUCAGAACCGGAGGAUGAAGAAGAAACGACUGAUGAUGCGCGAGCAUGUUUUCUCCGCAUACUGAUGACCUUUGGACUUGAUCAUGACCAGCAGCGAGCAGAAUAUGCUGUGUUGUAUGAAUGUUAACAGCGUCAAAGCGGUUUGUGAACUUGUAUUUAUAAAUAUGUAUACAAUGUUUAUCUUCCUAUCAUAAUAGGCUACAGUUUUAUCCCUACAACUUCAAUGAUAUUAGUGGUAAAAAAAAACGCAUUGCAGAUAUAUAUAUAUAUUCUGAUUUUGAGAUUCUCCAAAUGCGCAGUAGGCCCUGGCUCCUGGUUGGCCUAUGGCGGUCGAUAAUGAUAAACCUUUAAGCCUAUUUUUUUUCUCAUUCAGCUCAAAUGUCAGACCUAUUUAACAGGAAUAUGGUUCUAUUUGUUUUUGUGUAUUUUGUAAAAUGGCCUGCGCAUGUAUUGUGGGCCUAAUGCGGACGCAAACAGUCAAGUUCAUGUUUACGGACGGAUUAAACCAAUUCAGUAGCCUACUGCAAAAUAGUAUAGUAUAAUCGCAUGUCUGCUUCCUAAUUGCUGAUAUUAAAGUAACUGCCUGAUUUUCCCUAACAUUUAUUGUAAAUCUGAUUAAAUAACAAAAGUUACAUUUCUUUUGUUCUCUAUGGCCACAUUUAAAGUCGGUCUGUGGAUGAUUAGCGCCGCAUUUAGUGCUAGAAGGUGUUUUCUUCAAAUGCCUGCAAAACAAG
This is a messenger RNA of Micropterus salmoides (largemouth bass), 1470 nucleotides long. It is a transcript of the gene hoxd12a, whose product is annotated as homeobox D12a. NCBI's taxonomy places the organism in Eukaryota, Metazoa, Chordata, Actinopteri, Centrarchiformes, Centrarchidae. Gene Ontology annotation, molecular function: sequence-specific double-stranded DNA binding; DNA-binding transcription factor activity, RNA polymerase II-specific. Bases 1 to 801 code for a protein of 266 amino acids. Gene Ontology annotation, biological process: regulation of DNA-templated transcription. The record is from RefSeq and is a predicted model, not a curated record. The transcript is spliced from 2 exons.